GAUUGCUCCUGCCUGUCGUGUAGGUAUGGCGCGCGCAAGCCGGCACUCAGGCAGCUGGAACGCAGGUCGGGGUCUCGCUCCGCGCUGAGCGCCAAGCAGGGCCUACUGGGCUCAUGGAGAAGCCCGGCUCGUGGGGGACGGCAGUCGGCGCCGGAGGCCAGAGCUGGUGCUUGCGGCGAGUGGGGACGAACGCCGACUGGCUGCUGCUGGAGGACGGGCGCGAGGUGACUAUAGGACGAGGAUUGGGUGUCACGUACCAACUGGUGUCAAAAACCUGCCCUCUGAUGAUUUCUCGAAACCAUUGUGUUUUGAAGCAGAACUCUGAGGGCCAGUGGACAAUUAUGGACAAUAAGAGCCUGAAUGGUGUUUGGCUGAACAGAAUGCGUCUGGAGCCCUUGAAGUUUUAUUCCAUCUGUCCAGGAGACCACAUCCAACUUGGGGUACCUCUGGAAAAUAAGGUGAAUGCGGAGUAUGAGUAUGAAGUUACAGAAGAAGAUUGGGAGCGGAUAGCUCCUUGUCUUCUGAAGAGUAAGCAGAUGGAAAAAAAUAACAACUUGAGAACUAAACGGAAAUUGAGUUUGGGUGAAUUAGAGGUUUCUGAAGCCGAAGGCUCCUCAAACUUGACAUCUAAAGUAGGUAAGGUGUCUUGUGAACCUGGCCACCCUGUGAAGUCACAUGAGAACGGUGAAGUGCCCUGUCAACCCUCUGAGUGUUUGGAUCCCAAGCUGACCUCUGUGGAGGCACGGGAGGAAAUCUCGGGGGCUGCCGUCUGCUCCAAACCCCCUAAGUCCGUAGCACUUCCUCCUCACAAGCUGCCAGGCUCAACGUCUUCAACGUCGCAGUGCAGCUUAGAGCUGUUCAGGGUAACCAUGUCCAGGAUUCUGAAGCUGAAAGACGUGUUGCAGGAAAAGCAGAUGGCUGUUCUGAAUGUGAAGAGACAGACCCAAAAGGGGAACUUGAACAAAAUUGCAAAAAUGGAGGAGGAACUGCAGACUUUACAUUCCCAGCUGUAUGAAGAACAAGCUCAGCAGCAGGCGAGACUAGAAGAACUGGAGAAGACGUUCCAAGAAGAGGAACAGCAUCUCCAGGGUUUGGAGGAGGAACAAGGAGAAGAGGACCUGAAGCAACAGCUGGUCCAGGCUCUGCAAGAGCACCAGGCUCUGACGGAGGAGCUCAACCGCAGCAAGAAGGACUUCGAAGCGAUCAUUCAAGCCAAGAACAGAGAACUGGAGCAGACCAAGGAAGAGAAGGAGAAGGUGCGAGCACAGAAGGAGGAAGUUCUUAAUCAGAUGAAUGAUGUGCUGGAAAAUGAACUCCAAUGUAUUAUUUGCUCAGAAUACUUCAUUGAGGCCGUCACCUUGAACUGUGCCCACAGCUUCUGCUCUUAUUGUAUCAAGGAAUGGAUGAAGCGGAAAAUAGAAUGCCCCAUUUGCCGGAAGGACAUUGAGUCCAAAACCCACUCCCUGGUUCUGGACAACUGCAUUAGUAAGAUGGUGGAUAAUCUGAGCUCAGAAGUGAAAGAACGACGAAUUGCCCUCAUUAGGGAACGAAAAGCAAAGCGGCUGUGCUGAAGAGCUUGCUGUAAGGGUGUGCGGAAGACUGCCAAGCGGUGGGAGCUCGGCGUGGUCCAGCGGCUUUCCUCUGGACACGACUCAGGCUGCACAAGAGGUCAUCUGAGAAGUCACCUGGGACACAGACUGGCACGGGCACCCUCAGUCACCCUUGCCAUGCUGGCCAGCACCAGUGAGACUCGGGGCAACUCUGUUCUAGGGUAUUUAAUUGAUUUGGCUUCACUACAUGUUGAAUGGAUUACUGGAGUUUUGUUAUUAUUGUUUUUUAAUUUGUUGUUUUUGUUGUCACUGUUUUGGUAUCUGAGGCAUUUCUGUUGAUAAUUGUGUUACACGGGUUAAGUGUACUUGUGGCCACCUCUAAGAGGACCUGUAUUUUGAAAGGCUAACUCACCUCUUCUUUGUAAAAGCAAGAUGUCAUUUCCUGGAAAUAAAAUGUAAAACCUG
Messenger RNA from Ochotona curzoniae (black-lipped pika), 2015 nucleotides. It is a transcript of the gene RNF8, whose product is annotated as ring finger protein 8. Gene Ontology annotation, biological process: double-strand break repair; protein K48-linked ubiquitination; ubiquitin-dependent protein catabolic process. The transcript has 8 exons. The record is from RefSeq and is a predicted model, not a curated record. Gene Ontology annotation, molecular function: histone binding; ubiquitin protein ligase activity. Gene Ontology annotation, cellular component: cytosol; ubiquitin ligase complex; site of double-strand break. NCBI's taxonomy places the organism in Eukaryota, Metazoa, Chordata, Mammalia, Lagomorpha, Ochotonidae. Bases 114 to 1571 code for a protein of 485 amino acids.